UGAAAUUGAUAAGAAAAGUACGUUAGCGGACAAAAUACAAUUCUUCAGUUUAUGCCUAGUUGGACUUCUGGAAGUUUAUGCAUGUGCAUGGCCAGCUGAUCAUUUAAUAGACAUGAGCACCAGUGUUGCGCAAGGAGUUUAUGAAUCGCUGUGGUACAAUCAAGACAAGAUUUUUCAAAAGAAUUUACUAUUUGUCUCGAAGAGGAGUCAAAUACCAAUAGUCGUCUCUGUUUCCUCUAUCCUUCCAGUUUUAUCAUUAGAAUUUUACGCAUUGUAUGUAUCAACAGCUUUUUCUUAUUUAAUGACAAUGCGAAUAGUAUUUGUGGAGGACAAUUAAGUCAAGAAUUAAAUUUUUAACCUGUGUAAAUUCCUCCAAUUUUUAUUUAUACCAAAAUUAUUAUAUUUAGCAUAACAGAAGAUCUUAUAGUAUUGUUAGUAUAAAAACUUGAAAUAUACUCAUAGCUCUCUCUUCACAUUAGUGAAUACUAAUUGACA
Messenger RNA from Solenopsis invicta (red fire ant), 495 nucleotides. Its product is annotated as odorant receptor 49b-like. Bases 113 to 337 code for a protein of 74 amino acids. The record is from RefSeq and is a predicted model, not a curated record. Gene Ontology annotation, cellular component: membrane. Gene Ontology annotation, molecular function: olfactory receptor activity; odorant binding. Lineage: Eukaryota; Metazoa; Arthropoda; Insecta; Hymenoptera; Formicidae. Gene Ontology annotation, biological process: sensory perception of smell. The transcript is spliced from 4 exons.